UUCACUUACUCUCACCCCAUUACCAAUUUCAGUGGCACAGCUCCACCACGCCGCCAUCGCUGAGGAGCUGCGUAUCUGCAGUACUAUACUACAAUCGCUAAACCCUAAAGCUCCUACAUCUAUCAGGAAGCUUGAAGUUCUUCGCUUUGUCUUCUGAUCUUCUCAGCUGCAAAAGAGAUGCCUCCAAAAGCUGCUAAAGGCAAAGAAGUUCCGGCUGAACGGCCCAUUCUCGGCCGUUUCUCGUCUCACCUCAAAAUUGGAAUCGUUGGAUUACCAAAUGUGGGAAAGUCCACACUUUUUAACACGCUUACGAAGUUGUCAAUUCCCGCAGAGAACUUCCCGUUUUGCACUAUUGAGCCCAAUGAGGCUCGAGUGAAUGUACCAGAUGAGAGAUUUGAAUGGCUGUGCCAACUGUACAAGCCAAAGAGUGAGGUGUCAGCUUUCCUAGAAAUUCAUGAUAUAGCUGGACUUGUUAGAGGUGCUCAUGAAGGACAAGGACUGGGGAAUAGUUUCUUAUCUCAUAUCCGUGCAGUUGAUGGCAUUUUCCAUGUCUUACGUGCCUUUGAAGAUUCAGAUAUUAUACAUGUUGAUGAUACUGUAGAUCCUGUGAGAGAUUUGGAGGUUAUUAGUGAGGAAUUGAGGCUUAAGGAUAUUGAGUUCAUGGAGAAGAGGAUUGAGGAUCUUGAAAAGAGCAUGAAGAGGAGCAAUGACAAACAAUUGAAAAUAGAACAUGAACUGUGUCUGAAGGUCAAAACAUCUCUUGAUGAGGGUAAAGAUGCCCGUCUGGGGGAAUGGAAAGCUGCUGACAUUGAGAUAUUGAAUACUUUUCAGUUGCUUACUGCAAAACCUGUUGUUUAUUUGGUUAACAUGAAUGAGAAAGAUUAUCAACGGAAAAAGAACAAGUUCCUUCCUAAGAUUCAUGCUUGGGUGCAAGAGCAUGGUGGCGAACUCAUUAUUCCUUUCAGUGCUGCUUUGGAAAGGAGUCUUGCUGAUAUGCCACCUGAUGAAGCUGCAAAGUAUUGUGAGGAGAACAAGGUUCAAAGUGCCCUUCCAAAAAUCAUAAAGACUGGAUUUUCUGCAAUUAAUCUCAUAUAUUUCUUCACAGCUGGGCCAGAUGAGGUUAAAUGCUGGCAAAUUCGCCGCCAGACAAAGGCUCCUCAAGCUGCAGGAGCAAUUCAUACUGAUUUUGAGAGAGGAUUCAUUUGUGCUGAGGUCAUGAAAUUUGAAGAUCUAAAGGAACUUGGUAGUGAGCCUGCUGUUAAGGCUGGUGGAAAGUAUAGGCAGGAGGGAAAGACAUAUGUGGUCCAAGAUGGAGAUGUAAUAUUCUUCAAGUUCAAUGUUUCCGGGGGAGGGAAGAAGUAAGUUCUAUCUGCACUCGUUUACUUAUAAGACAGUACUAUUUUGUUCGUUGAGUGAAGAAGUGAUAUUUGUAUCUUCAACAAGCCUUGAGGCAGCAGAUUCAAUGAUUUAAUACUUUUUGUUCAGUAUUAGCAGUGGAAGCCUUUAGAUAUGUUCCCUACUUUCACACUUCCUCUACUGUUAUGGGGAUUUUUGGGUCUCCUUUGAUUGUUAUACUAACUUGAUAGUGAGAUUUUCGCUAUGAUCUGAA
Molecule: messenger RNA, 1609 nt
Organism: Ipomoea nil (Japanese morning glory)
Lineage: Eukaryota; Viridiplantae; Streptophyta; Magnoliopsida; Solanales; Convolvulaceae
Product: obg-like ATPase 1
Exons: 12
Coding region: 178-1362 (394 amino acids)
Cellular component (GO): cytoplasm
Molecular function (GO): ATP binding; GTP binding; ATP hydrolysis activity
Source: RefSeq, a predicted model, not a curated record